Molecule: messenger RNA, 723 nt
Organism: Phycomyces blakesleeanus NRRL 1555(-)
Lineage: Eukaryota; Fungi; Mucoromycota; Mucoromycetes; Mucorales; Phycomycetaceae
Exons: 5
Coding region: 1-723 (240 amino acids)
Molecular function (GO): protein binding
Source: RefSeq, a predicted model, not a curated record
AUGGAAUCUCCAACUAUCAAUGAACAUGUACCACAAGUACAAGCUGAUCAACCAGUAGAGCCAGUUACUAUACCAACAGUACCAGAGACACCCAACAGAGAAAUUAAGGUGUUUAAUCCUCCUGCCAAUGCUCCUCCUCCAGCUGAAGUUCCAGAAUCAUUUUACAAACUAGAUGCAAAUGAAGUCGGGCGACUAUACAAGUCUCAAGUAGACAAUCGACAAAAAAUGGAGAAUGCACCAUUAAGGACGCAAAAGAUGCGGACAACAGAAGAACAGGAGAGAAUGAAAAAAUACCCAAGAACAACUAUCAGAGUACGUCUUCCUGAUGGUACUAUUCUUCAGGCAGUGUUUCAAUCCAAGGAGAAAGUAUCUGCCUUGUACACUUUUAUUCGUUCUACACUCGAAACUCCCGACCGUCAGUUUUUGCUGUGCCUCCCACCUCGUACCAAACUAGUAGAUCCAGACCUUACCCUUUACAAGGCAAAUCUUGCACCAGCAUCAAAUGUCAUGUUUGUAUGGAUCGAAAAGGCAACAGGUUCAGACACUCAAGUUCUUAAGAAGGAGUACCUUGACAUGAAACAACCUUUAGCAUCAUCAUCAGCAUCAUCAUCAUCUCCAUUGGCCUCUCAGGAUCCUGCUCAACAACAGCAGCCAAAGCCAACUCCACCUGUAAAGACAAGUAAGGUCCCAAAGUGGCUUCAAAAAGGACUGUACAAGAAAUAA